AUGCUUUUAAUGAGCCAACUUACUGAGGCUGUCAGUCUGACUCUCCAACUUAGCAGGCCUGAGAAAGAACUACCUUACUUCCUCCUCGAAAAUCCUCUAAUCUCCUCGACUGUUGUUCCUUCUGCCAGCUCUGAUCCGCAUACUUCAGCUAACACUGUUUCAGGUGCUAAUGUGACUUGCGGAAAUCCUGUUUUAGGCGUUAUUAGCCAGCCUUGCGGAGAAACAUUCUUUCGCCGCCUCGGUGCGAUCAGGCGCAAACCCGGCUUGGCUGUGACUGCUCCUUCGACUACUUUAACUUCUAUACCAUCAUUAUCAGUACCUCCUUCCACAAUAGAUUCAACUAUUGGCAACGAAUCCUGUGUUACUCUCCCUAGUACCGGCUGUGUUUCCUCUGUUUCUGCCGCCUUUUCAUCUUCUUGUUCGUCCCUUUCUGAUUUGGACCAUCCUCAUCAGCAUCGCCACUCCCUCCGCCACCAUAAUCAUAAUAUAGCAUCGGUGCCUGUUUCCCUUUCUCCCACACCAUCUGUCAACCUUCAUCCGACGACUAUAUGGCUCUUGGCCAAUCGCCGCAUGGCACAGCGGCGACAUCUGCGUAAUCGACUCGUCGCUUUGCAGCGUCGCCGUUUAGUUACUGGAUUUCUCAAUCGUCUAAAGAGUCGUUCUUUUAUUCGACUGGUGCCUGACGAGCCGGUGCACACUCCAGCUCAUAGAGAAUGCCAAAUGAUCAAUCAUAUUCGGAUUCAGGUCGAACCGACUUAG
Protopolystoma xenopodis is the source of this 759-nucleotide messenger RNA. Lineage: Eukaryota; Metazoa; Platyhelminthes; Monogenea; Polystomatidea; Polystomatidae. The record is from the annotation of a GenBank genome assembly.